This is a messenger RNA of Pediculus humanus corporis (human body louse), 1215 nucleotides long. Its product is annotated as Aminoacylase-1, putative. Gene Ontology annotation, molecular function: aminoacylase activity. Bases 1 to 1215 code for a protein of 404 amino acids. Gene Ontology annotation, cellular component: cytoplasm. Gene Ontology annotation, biological process: amino acid metabolic process. The transcript has 8 exons. Lineage: Eukaryota; Metazoa; Arthropoda; Insecta; Psocodea; Pediculidae. The record is from RefSeq and is a predicted model, not a curated record.
AUGACCGAUUCAGGUUUAGAAAAAAAAUUAAAUGAAAUUGCUGUGGAAAAUUUUAGAAAAUAUUUAAGAAUUCCAUCUGUUCAACCUAAUGUUAAUUAUGAAGAAUGUGUAAAGUUUUUAACUCAACAGGGAAAAGAAUUAAAUUUGGAUGUGAAAAUUUUCGAAAUAGUUAAAAACAAACCAAUUGUUAUACUAACAAAAAGAGGAACAAAUUCUAGAUUGCCAUCAAUUUUGUUAAAUUCUCAUAUGGAUGUUGUUCCCGUUUUCCCAGAAUUUUGGAAAUAUGGUCCUUUCGAUGCUAAUGUCGAUGAAAAUGGUAAUAUUUAUGGAAGAGGUGCUCAAGACAUGAAAUGUGUUGCCAUACAAUAUUUAGAAGCAUUAAGGAGAUUAAUAAGAAAAAAUGUACAAUUUAAAAGAGAUAUUCAUUUGUCAUUUGUUCCUGAUGAAGAAAUCGGAGGAAUCGAUGGAAUGAAAAAAUUUGUUUACACGAGUGAUUUUACUGAAUUGAAUGUUGGUUUCGCUUUAGAUGAAGGGUAUUCAAGUCCAACAUCAACUGUUUAUGUAUUUAAUGCAGAAAGAAAUAUUUGGCAAAUUGAAUUUAUAUGUUCUGGUUCAGAAGGUCAUGGAUCACUCCUUUUGGAAAAUACGGCAGGAGAAAAAAUGGAAAAAUUAAUAAGUAAAAUAAUGAGUUUUCGACAAACACAAGUUGAAAAGUUAAAAUUAAAUAAUAAUUUGACAAUCGGAGAUGUAACAACGGUUAAUUUAACAAUGUUAAAAGGUGGAGUAGAAGCAAACGUUAUUCCUCCUCGAUUGAGUGCCACAUUUGAUUUUCGUUUAUCAUUAGAUGUUGAUCUUGUUGAUUUUGAAAAUCAAAUUAAAAAAUGGAUAAAAGACUCAGGGGAUGGUAUAGAAAUGAAAUGGAUACAAAAAAAUUCAAGAAUAAAUCCGACAAAAGUUGAUGAAUCAAAUUUAUUUUGGAUGAAAAUAAAAGAACAAUUUGAUUUGAUGAACAUAAAAUACAAAAUAUCCACAUUUCCAGGUGGAACAGAUGGAAGAUACUGCAGAGAAGUGGGAAUACCCGUUAUUGGAUUAUCACCGAUUAUGAACACUCCCGUAUUGUUACACGCUCACGAUGAAUUUCUCAAUAAGGAUAUUUUUAUUAAAGGUAUCGAUAUUUACGAAAAGUUGAUACCUGCAAUUGCAAAUCAAGUUUAA